AUGACAAAGGAUUUAAUUACUGACACAGAUCAACCCCCUCAAGAAGAGAGCCUUACUUAAAUGAGUAAAAAUUUAGCUAGAGUUGCAAUUCCUAUUAUUGUCGGCUAAAUAUUUUCUAUGUUUGUUGAAAUGCUGAACUUGGUUUUUGCUGGACAUCUCGGUGACCCAGUGUUUGUAGCUGCUGCUGGCCUAGGUAAUAUGUAUGCAAAUGUAACAUGCCUUUUGGUUAUCUACGGACUCAAUAGCGCCAUAGCGACGCUAGUUUCCUAAGCCUAUGGAAGUGGCAAUCUCAGAAAAGCUGGAAUUUAUUUAAACAAGGGUAGGAUAGCAAUAUUGUUGUUUUUCAUUCCAAUAUUUGGACUGAUGUUCCUCUGCGAAACAUUUUUGUUAGCGCUGAGAAUGGAUCCGGAAACUGCGCGAUAAGCUCAAGUUUAUACUUAUGGAUUAGUCGUUGCACUCUUCUUCCAGGCAUAAUUUGACGCUACAAGAUAGUAUUUAAAUGCUCUUCAAAAGUCUUAGGUUAUUACAAAUAUCAUGAUUUUCUCAUCCUUCUUCCAUUGUGGUGUUUUAUAUAUUAUGGUAAUCAAAUUGGAAAUGGGAAUCAUUGGAGCAUCUGUUGGGACAAUAAUCACGUAUUUUUUAAACACUAUCAUCGUGACAGUGUAUUGUAAAUUGAAUGAAGAUCUUAAAGAAAGCUUCUUUUUUCCGACUUUGGAAUGCUUUGAGAAUUUAUGGGAAUAUUUCAGUAUGGGUCUUCCAUCAUCUGCAAUGAUUUCCCUUGAAUGGUGGAGUUUUGAAAUCUAAGCCAUUUUAGCCAGCUAUAUUUCAGUUGUUGCUGUAGGUUCAAUGGUUAUACUAAUUAAUACAUUGACUGUUCUUGCUAUGAUACCAUUCGGAGCAUAGAUUGCAGCUGCAGUAUUUGUCGGUAAGUCAAUGGGAGAAGGAAAUGCCAAGAAAGGAUAGACCUAUACAAAACUCAUUGUAAUUUACACAUUCCUAAUUUGUAUUUUAUGCUCAGUAUGCCUAGUCUACUUUAAUGAAACAAUAGCUAGAAUUUUUACUAACAAUGAUUAACUCUUAGCUAUGACAAUUGAAAACUAUAAAUACAUUGCUAUUUUCCUAAUUGUUCAUGGUAUUGGAAUGUCUGUAGGAGGAGGACUCAGAGGAAUUGGAAAACAAUCAGUAGCAACCUGGCUUAUAUUUGCUGGCUUCUUUUUAUUUGGCCAUCCAGUUUCAGUGCUCCUAGGAUUCUACUUCGACUUAGGAAUGAAAGGACUUAUUUUCGGAUUUUGUAUAGGUAGCUUUGCAAUGGGCUUCUUUUAUCUGAUAAACCUAGUAUUUUUGACUGAUUGGCAAGCAAGAGCUAUUGCAAUAAGAAAAAAAAUGAGAGAUGAUCUUCAUGAUUAGAAAUUAAUGGUAAACAACCCUGACCUAAAAGCUAACCUGCUUCAUUGA
Stylonychia lemnae is the source of this 1455-nucleotide messenger RNA. NCBI's taxonomy places the organism in Eukaryota, Ciliophora, Spirotrichea, Sporadotrichida, Oxytrichidae. The record is from the annotation of a GenBank genome assembly.